AUGAGCCGCCAGUUCAGUUCUCAGUCUGCAUUUAGCUCAAGGAGCAGGAGGGCCUAUAGCAGCAGGUCUUUAUCAGGCUUUGGAGGUGGGAGACAGGCUUUGGUGUCUGUGAGUCAGUCGAGGAAGUAUGGAGGUGAUUACGGUGGUGGGUUCAGUUCCAGGAGUCUCUACAGUCUGGGUGGUAGUAAAAGCAUCUUUGGAAGCCUAGUGGGGCGAAGUGCUAGUGGUUUCUGCCAGAGUAGAGGGGUAGGAGGAGGAUUUGGAGGAGGGUUUGGAGGAGGAAGAAGCUUUGGUGGAGGUGGCUUUGGGGGUGGCUAUGGUGGAGGUGGCAGAUUUGGAGGUGGUUUUGGGGGUGCUGGAUUUGGCCCUGGCAACUUUGGGCUUGGGGGCUUUGGCCCUUCUUAUCCUCCCGGGGGCAUCCAUGAGGUGACUAUUAACCAGAGUCUCCUGGAGCCCCUUCACCUGGAGGUGGAUCCUGAAAUUCAGAGGGUCAAGACCCACGAGCGGGAACAGAUCAAGACUCUCAACAACAAGUUUGCCUCCUUCAUUGACAAGGUUCGCUUCCUGGAGCAGCAGAACCAGGUGCUACAGACAAAAUGGGAGCUGCUGCAGCAGGUGAACACCUCCAUUCGGACCAGCAGCCUGGAGCCAAUCUUUGAGGACUUCAUCAAUCAACUGCAGAGGCAGGUGGAUGCUCUGACCACCGAGCAGUUGCGCCAGAACACGGAGAUCAGGACCAUGCAGGAUGUUGUGGAGGACUACAAGAACAAGUAUGAGGAUGAAAUCAACAAACGGACCAAUGCAGAGAAUGACUUUGUUGUUUUGAAGAAGGACGUGGAUGCUGCUUUCAUGGGCAAAUCAGACUUGCAGUCCAAAGUGGACACGCUGUAUGGGGAGAUCAACUUCCUCAAAUAUCUAUUUGAUACGGAGCUGUCCCAGAUACAAACCCACGUCAGUGACACCAAUGUCAUCUUGUCAAUGGACAAUAACCGCUCCCUGGACCUGGACAGCAUCAUCGAUGCCGUGCGCACCCAAUACGAAUUAAUUGCACAGAAGAGCAAAGAUGAGGCUGAGGCCCUAUACCAGACCAAGUACCAGGAGCUGCAGAUCACAGCUGGGAAACAUGGAGAUGACCUGAAAAAUACUAAGAUGGAGAUCUCAGAGCUCAACCGCAGCAUCCAGAGGCUGCAGGCAGAGAUUGCCAACGUCAAGAAGCAGGUCGAACAGAUGCACGGAUCCAUUUCCGGUGCAGAGGAGAGAGGAGAAAGGGCACUCCAGGAUGCCAAGCAGAAGCUGCAGGAAAUGGAAGAGGCCCUACAGCAGUCUAAGGAGGACCUGGCCAAGCUGCUGAGAGACUACCAGGCAAUGCUGGGUGCCAAGCUGUCCUUGGACGCGGAGAUCGCCACCUACCGCCAGCUUUUGGAGGGCGAGGAGAGCAGGAUGUCGGGGGCCCUGCAGAGCCAAGUGAGCAUCUCUGUGCAGAGUAGCCAGGUGACCAUUGGUGGCGGCGGCUCAGGAAGUUAUGGAGGCGGCAGUUCCCGCGGAGGCGGAGGCAGCGGCGGUUACGGAGGAGGAUCAGGCUCCCGUGGUGGCGGCGGUGGCAGUGGAGGCGGGAGCUAUGUCUCAAGUAGCAGAAGCAGCAGCAAAUACAGCGGCGGCGGCGGCGGCUCCUCCCGCACGCAGAUACUGCAGACCUCCACCCACAGCUCGCGCAGGCACGUGGUGGAGUAGCAGCCACGCUGCUGCACUUGUAUAGCCUUCUCCCGCAAUCUCUCCCGGGCUCUCUCACCUAUCUUUUCUCAAUGGGUCUCAGCACGUGUCCGGGUGACACUCAGACUCUGGUCUUACCACUAUCCUGAUCCUCAGGGGCUUUGUCCAGCAACGAAGAAAAAGCUUGGUGAACAACUUCACUAAGCUCCCCAGUCCCAGGUUCGUUGGUAAACUGGACAGCUCAGUAAAUAAUAACCCACCCUGCAGAGGCAAGCUUGCUUAGCAAGGGAGCCAUGUGAGCCAAGAGCCUUCUGUAGGCUCACACUCUUUCACCAGGACAGCAAGGGUAGGUUUGUUGUUCUGAUUCAGUACCUGCAGGCCAUGCCUGUGCUGACCUGUGUCCACUGGUUAAGUCUGUCGGAUAUUUCAGUUGAUAUGGAGACUUAAGAAGUGGGUGUGGAUGGGAUAGGUUGGUCAUCAAGCUCUGUUUCUAUCCCUCCCACUUUCAGCAGACCCCUGCAUUUAGAGCCAUCCCCUUCCCUGCUGAGAAGUGCUCAAACACCAGCACGGUGGUGGGGCAGCCCUGCUCCAUACAAUUGUCUGGGCCUGGGGAGUGAGAGUUGCUGACUUGGAUUGUAGAGUGGUCCAGCCUUGUGCCAAUGUGGAAAUGGCCAGGCUUUUUGCAGACAACUCAAGAUUCGUUUUCAGACCUCCUUUGUCCCUUCUGUUCUCUGGUUCUGAGACUUUGUCUCCUAAUUUAAAAUUUAAUUUACAGUUCUAUCAGAAAUACUUGAGCUGUGCUGAGGGGGCAGGAAGAGGAAAGGACCAGCCAAUGAAGAGUCAUGAGAGAGGGAAUGUGCCUUUGCUUCGUGUCCGGAGACCCUUUCACUUGCUUGCCUAGUUUCUACAUCUAUAAUUCUGUCCGGGAGAGCUUCUCUGCAGGGGCUGCUGGGUAAUGCUUGUGACCUCAUUUCCUGGUUGGAAGUUGAACUCUGAAGGGCU
Messenger RNA from Apodemus sylvaticus (European woodmouse), 2712 nucleotides. RefSeq names its product keratin, type II cytoskeletal 1b. Bases 1 to 1731 code for a protein of 576 amino acids. Gene Ontology annotation, molecular function: structural constituent of skin epidermis. NCBI's taxonomy places the organism in Eukaryota, Metazoa, Chordata, Mammalia, Rodentia, Muridae. The record is from RefSeq and is a predicted model, not a curated record. Gene Ontology annotation, cellular component: keratin filament. Gene Ontology annotation, biological process: keratinization; intermediate filament organization. The transcript has 9 exons.